AUGUCAUCGACGAUAGAAAAUAGCACGGUCCAGUCGAUUACCAUGGACCCUAUGGACGCUCAACCCAGUACGAUAUCUGCCAGUCCAGAAACCGGAACACCUUUUAAGGAAUCGCUCCCUGUUCGAGAUCUGACCACAGAAAAUGAGAACACACAAGAGAAAGAGACGGAACCAGAAAAAGAACAUUCCAAACAUCCUCUCGCUCAAUUAUCUCAAUCUCGUAAAAACUUCCUAUUGUUCAUUUUCAGCAUAGCUACAUUUGUGGACAUCUGUAAUGUUUCUGGCGUAGCUGUUGCUGUCGCUCAAAUCAGUUUGGAUAUCAAAUUGGGUAUAUCUCAGGUGGUCUGGAUCAUCACUUCCUAUUCAUUAUGUUUCGCUGCAUUCCUCCUCUUUGCCGGAAGACUGAGCGACCUCUUCCCUGCUCAAAUCGUCUUCGAAGCUGGAUUUCUGGGAUUGGGUGUAAUUUCGUUGAUCACUUCGUUUGUAACAUCUAGCAAAUAUGGGUUCUUGAUCUUGAGAGGUUUAGGAGGUAUCUGUGGGGCGAUGACCAUCCCUUCUGCUUUUCAUCUCACCGUUCAUAUGUUCCCGACACCGGAAGAACAACAGAAGAAAUUAGCGUUGAUGAGUUUGGCUGGAGGACUGGGUAAUGUCCUGGGAUUAGUCUUAGCUGGGUUAUGCAUGGAAGCGUCGUAUAAAUGGUUCUUCCGCCUCAUCGCAAUUAUCUGUAUAACUUUCACCAUCGCGACUAUCAUUCUGCUUCCCUACACCGGCUCAUCGUAUUCUACCAAGCAUGAUCUCAUCCCAAGAUGGAGGAGGAUGGACGUACCUGGCGUGAUAUUGAUGAUGGGUGCAUUAAUCUGCUUUAUACUUGCUUUGACCCAGGGCCCGAUAGAUGGUUGGAGCUCUGCAAGUUUUAUCGCUCCGCUGGUAAUAUCUAUACCACUAGGUGUAGGAUUCUUCUUCUGGGAAUCUCGUAUCCCACCUAGAACAGCUGUGUUACCAUCCUCGAUAUGGAAAAUAACCAACGUCAUCAUCCUCUCGUUGGCUGUAUUGAUAGCUUUCCCAUUUUGGGCUACAUCUCAAUUGGAAUAUUCUACUUGGUGGCAAGAGGUAUAUGGCUGGUCUGCACUCCACGUAGCAGUCGCCAUGUUACCUCAAGGUAUAGUCUGCCUGAUAGCAGCUGCUUUCGCACACGCGGUACCGCAGGUGUUGACCAAACCCAGAUGGACCAUAGGAGGAGGUAUGAUCCUAAUCGUCAUAGCUGAGGUCCUCCAGGUAUUCUCAGAUGGCGGUCCAGGUAAUAAAUACUGGCGAUUCUGUUUCCCAGCUUUCGUGAUCGGUAGUUUUGGUGCUAUGAUCACGUAUUUUGCGAGUGGUAUCAAUAUUGUUACGUAUGGUCCUCCAGAAAUGGCCGGAGUCAUGGGUGCAUGGGUGAAUGUACUAGCUCAAGUAGGAGGGGCAAUAACCAUGGCCGUACAAGCCGGUCUACAAGACACAAGCUCGAUCCCUCCCCAAUGGUCCAAGUCCGGAUCGAGGACAUGGUACUUUAUGAUUGCCUGGACCGUCGUAUUGGGUAUUCAAUUUAUAGUCUUUUAUAAGACUCCUGGUACGCCUCAGGAAGAACAUGAGCUGGCUAGGAAGAGGAUCAUGGAGAAGGACGGGGAUUUGGGAGUAUAA
Kwoniella mangroviensis CBS 8507 is the source of this 1677-nucleotide messenger RNA. RefSeq lists its product as uncharacterized. The record is from RefSeq and is a predicted model, not a curated record. The coding region runs from base 1 to 1677 and encodes 558 amino acids. Gene Ontology annotation, cellular component: membrane. NCBI's taxonomy places the organism in Eukaryota, Fungi, Basidiomycota, Tremellomycetes, Tremellales, Cryptococcaceae. Gene Ontology annotation, biological process: transmembrane transport. The transcript has 12 exons. Gene Ontology annotation, molecular function: transmembrane transporter activity.